Messenger RNA from Pistacia vera, 763 nucleotides. RefSeq lists its product as uncharacterized. The coding region runs from base 17 to 577 and encodes 186 amino acids. NCBI's taxonomy places the organism in Eukaryota, Viridiplantae, Streptophyta, Magnoliopsida, Sapindales, Anacardiaceae. Gene Ontology annotation, cellular component: chloroplast. The transcript has a single exon. The record is from RefSeq and is a predicted model, not a curated record.
UUCGCGAGUUGAAGCCAUGAACACCAACAUCCUCCACAAUCUGUCUUCAAAAUUACCAUCAUCAUGCAUCCCCAUCCCGUUAAAACCUUCAACCACCACAGCACUAACUCAAAAUCUCCUAACAAACAGUUUCUGUGGACGAUCUAUCAGAAUCAUCCCCAUAAGCUGCACCACUGGCAGUACAAAUAACACUGAUGGCAGCGAUGCAGCUCCACAGCCAGUUCCUCCUCCGCCUACAAAACCACCAGACACCGUGGAAAUACGGUUUCGGAGACGCUCAAGAAGACAGAAACAGAAAAGGGAAGAUGGUGUGAGGAAUAAACAAACCGUAAAAAUGCAAGCUUCAGCUAGUACGACUCCUCCCAAGAACUGGGAUGAUAUGAGCCUCCAAGAGAAGGCAAUUGAACUCUACGUCGGAGAGAAGGGUAUGCUUUUCUGGCUCAACAAGUUUGCUUACGCUUCCAUUUUUAUCAUGAUCGGGGCUUGGAUACUUUUCCGGUUUGUAGGACCUGCGCUUAAUCUUUAUCAGUUGGAUUCUACUCCUCUCUCUCCUUCCUCCAUAUUCAAGGGGUCCUGAUAUUCAGCUCCCCACUGCUCAAUUAUUACCAGCUCCAAAAUCAACUAAACAAUAUUCCUUUCAUCCUUUUUUCUUCACUAUAUAUUUUUCUUAUAUCAUCGAGAAUUAGCUGCGUAGUGUGCAUCAUCUUGAGAAUAAUAAUAUUUGAUUAUGAAAACCUUCUUCCCCUGGUUGAAAACAAAUACA